Messenger RNA from Metopolophium dirhodum (rose-grain aphid), 3924 nucleotides. It is a transcript of the gene Pcif1, whose product is annotated as mRNA (2'-O-methyladenosine-N(6)-)-methyltransferase. Gene Ontology annotation, cellular component: nucleus. Bases 560 to 2641 code for a protein of 693 amino acids. The record is from RefSeq and is a predicted model, not a curated record. Gene Ontology annotation, molecular function: RNA polymerase II C-terminal domain binding; mRNA (2'-O-methyladenosine-N6-)-methyltransferase activity. The transcript has 13 exons. NCBI's taxonomy places the organism in Eukaryota, Metazoa, Arthropoda, Insecta, Hemiptera, Aphididae.
AGCCGCCGCCGCCGCGCGCGUCCCGUUCGCCGUCGCGGCGCGCGUACGCAUCGGUCGCGGGUUUCGGGCCGUCCGCCGUUUUGCGCGCGUGUCCUUUGUCCCUUUCGGCCCUCGCCGUCAGUCAGUCGUUGGCGGGAGCGAACACGACGCAACAACAGCCACCGCCGCCGCUGGUGGUCCUCCGCCGUAUGCUGUCCCUCGCGACGGGGAGUCCGAUCCUUAAAUUUUUUUUCCCUUCUCUGUCCUUUUAUCUUCGACCUCCGAAGCAUUCCUCGUUCAGUCCACAGUCAUCCCUUGUGUUGAGUUGUUGUCUUUCGAUCCCGGGUCACCUACUCAACGGCAGCGCUCUCGUUCGGUUCGGUCCUCGCUACUCUACGGCGUUCUCGAUCGGCUUUGCUCAGUCCGCAACCGUGUUCCAAAAUAAAUUAUAUUCCUAUGUCACGAAUUUGUCGUUUGCGUAGAUUUUCAUAAUCGCUAAAUUUUACGGUUAUUUGUGCCAACAUAACACUGAACACCAAAAUAAUGUUUUAUAUGGACCUGUGAAAUAACUAAACAAAUCAUGGAGCUCCAAAAUUGUUUACCGUCUAUGAAAAAUGAUUACAAAAUGAAUGAAAUGAACGACCAGCAAGAAAUGAUAAACAAUGUACAAGGAUGGAACACAAUGCCAUCACAUGAUAUUAUGAUACCAGUUCCGAUAAAAAUCCAACCACCGCUCGGUAUUAUGGACCAAAAUAAUAUCCAAAUGAAUAAUUCUAGUCCACAUCCAAGCGUCAUACAUACAAGUCCCCAGACACCACAUGGCUUGCCAAUAAAUACGUAUAUUGAACCGGAAUUACCACUAGAGCUGUUGCAACAAGGAUGGAAAAAAUUUUGGAGUAAACGUGAGAAUCGACCUUAUUUUUGGAAUAAGUUGACUGGUGAAUCUCUGUGGGAGUUCCCACCUUUGAGACAGUUUGACGUUAUAUCAGACCCUCUGGGAAUAACAAGCGAUGGUCAACAUAAUGGAACAAAUCAAAUGUUAUUGAAAAAAAGACCAGCAGAAGAAAUAGUUUUGGGCCCUGCGACAAAAAAAAUGAUACUUACUGGCCCUUGGGAACUUGAAAUACCUACAAAUGUUGUUAUAUUUGAGCGUUCGCCAUCGAUGCUGUCUCAGCCACAUCCAGAUAUCGAGUUUUACCGUGGAAAUUUGGUAGCAAAAUUAAGACAAUGUUACCAAGAACUGUGUCAAUCCCGAGAGAACAUCAAUGCACCAAAAGAAUCUUUCAAUCGUUGGCUUAUCGAGAGAAAAGUAGUUGAUACUGGCACUGAUCCAUUAUUACCUUCUCAAUGCUAUCCAGAAGUGUCUUUAAGAAUGUAUAACGAAAUAAUGAAUGAUAUACCAUUGAGAUUGGCUAAGCCUAAGUAUACUGCGGAUGCCCGGAAACAACUAUCCAUAUACGCUGAGGCAGCAAAAAAUCUCAUUGAGUCUAGGAACACUCUGCAAGAGAGUAGAAAAGUUGUAAAAUGGAACACUGAAGAUACAUUGCAGUGGUUAAGGAAGACAGUGGGUGCCACAUAUGUUGAUUUCCAAGAGCGGUUAAACCAUCUUAAGAUGCAAUGUCAACCGCAUAUAGCUCAAACCGUCAAAGAAUCUGUGGAAGGCAUCUGCUCAAAGGUGUACCAUUUAUCUGUUGAAUACGCUCGCAAGGUCAAAGAGAAAAAUAGUGAGCUUUUGAUUGCACAAGGAAUUACAGAAAUGCCACCAGCUCCUGCAGUACUAACUUUACACAAAGUCUGGUGUUAUCCUGUUCAGUUUGUUACACCUGCUCCGCGUCUUCCGCCAGUUGAAUACAUGGCUGACAAAGAACAGACUUAUGUUCGUUUCAAUGGAGAGAGGUUACUCAUCAAUACUGUGUACCUCCAAAAGUUGGAACAAUUGUAUCGCUACAGUUGUUAUGAGGACAAAAAAAUGGAAAACUUUAUGGCCAGAGUUUGGUGUUUGUUGAAAAGGUACAGUGUCUUCUGCUCUAACAGUCCUGAUACACAAGUAUCAGUGCCGGUGCCUAUCCUAGAAUCUCUGCACAGGAAUUUUGGUGUGACAUUUGAGUGUUUUGCGUCACCUCUGAAUUGCUAUUUCCGGCAAUAUUGCUCAGCGUUUCCAGACACCGACGCCUAUUUUGGAUCCCGAGGUUCCAUUUUGGAUUUGAAUGCCGUAAGCGGGUCAUUUGUGGUAAAUCCUCCUAUACACUGUGAUGAUCUAAUUGAUGCGACUCUAAAUCAUAUUGAUCGAUUGUUAUCUGAAUCAAGCGAGCCUCUAUCUUUCAUCAUAUUUUUGGUUGAUGGUGAAACUACAUUUGUCCAGAAAUUAGAUACUAGUCAAUUCAAACGACGUCAGGUGGUUAUACCCGCUUAUGAACAUUAUUACAGACAUGGUUUCCAGUACAGUGUACCAAAGACAGACGUAAACAUUCGUUCUCCCACAAGCACGUUAGUUGUAUGGCUUCAAAACAAUGCUGGGUGCCAGCGAUGGAGCCCUAGCGAAGACAGGGUUGAAGCUUUGUUGGAAGCGUUCCGUCCAGGACGAGAACGUGAUCGUGACCGUCAGGAACUCCUUUCACCAACACCAAAUCCUUUGUUAGGCCCCCCGCCACUUCCUGUUUAGAGUUAGUAGAUAUUGUAUACAUACAUUUUAACUAUGUAUAUAUAUAUAUAUAUAUAUUUAGUGUAUGUGUAUGCGUACAAUAUGUUUGUACAUACACAAACACAAUAGGCAAUUAUGGUGUCUAGUUUUACUCAAAUUUAUAUUUUUUAUGUUCAUUAUACACCGGUGUAUAAUUUACUCUCAUUAUAUUAUAGUUUUUUUAUACAUUCAUAUAAUGUAUAAUGUAUAAUAUGGUAAUAUAAUUAUUGAAUUUUACUUAAUGCGAACUCUGAGCCAUAAUUGCUGUUUAAAUUUCCUUUACCUAAUGAUAAGUAUAAACAUUUUAAAAUGUUUAAAAUAACAUUUUUGACUUUGAAAGUAUGUGUAUAUAGGUAGAUUUUUUAGUUAUCGUUUUGUUGAUUUAUCUAUUUGCUAGUAUAAGAUGAUUUAUUAUUCUGUCGUUAAUCGAUAGAAUAUAAAUUUGAAACAAAAUGUAUCAGAAUUUCGUCCAAAUAUUCAUAAUGAUUGCAAUGGAUUAUUUGCUGUUUUUAAUAUUUUUUAUAAAAAACAACAUUUUCCUAAAGCACAUUUAAGAAUAUCGAAUUAAUGUUAUUUAGAAUCUGUAAGGGCUUAGUACUUAAGUGUUAAGUGAAAAAUAGAAACCUAAUAAUUUUCUCUACAUAAUUAUUCCACUUAAUUGACUUAAAUAAGUAUAAUAUUAUUGUAAUUCUAUAGUACUAUUUACCAAGCUGUUGUCCCUUGUGAAUCUAACCAACUAAUUGGACAACAAUAAUUCAUAAUUACUCGAAAUUUAUGAUUAACUAAGUAUAAAAGUAAUUUUUUUCUCUGUGUAACCGCCUUGUUGCGCACAAAAUGUACUUUAAUGGUAUUCUAUUUAUUGAUCGUCAUUAGCGGACUUAUAUCAGUACUUAAAUGUUUUAUUAUUAAUUUUUCAAUGUAACGUAACUCUUAUAAUAUUAUCAUUAUUGAAUUAAGGCAUCUUAAUUACUUAAAUAUUACAGAGCAUAAAUAUCAUAGUUCUCUAUCUUUUAAACAUUUUUUUGGUUUUUAUCCCCUACAGCUAUAGUUGCUUAUCAUUGUCAAACAUAUUACACUUAUUAUUUUUUUUUGAAUUUUACCAAUUUUACACAUCCAUUAAUAACCAAUAGCCUUAAGUAGUUUACCAAAGGUUUGAUUGUUCUUUUAUUCAUUUACUGCUGUUUCACAUUGAUUGUGUUUUGUCUUUGUGGGUAGUAGUACAGUAGAUGUAAAUAAUAAUAUAUUAUAUGUAUAAUGAUAAUAAA